Molecule: messenger RNA, 9739 nt
Organism: Parus major (Great Tit)
Lineage: Eukaryota; Metazoa; Chordata; Aves; Passeriformes; Paridae
Gene: ZNF462
Product: zinc finger protein 462
Exons: 13
Coding region: 937-8529 (2530 amino acids)
Biological process (GO): regulation of gene expression
Cellular component (GO): nucleus
Source: RefSeq, a predicted model, not a curated record
UUCUUUCUUUCUUUCUUUCUUUCUUUCUCCCAACCACUGUCCCCCUCCUCGUCUUUCUGCUCGUCCCCUCUGGCUGCCCCUGGCCGCUGGCGAGGCAGGUCCCUCACGCCGGCGGUGGUGCCCCCACCGCGGCUCUCCUGGACUUGGGAUGCGGGGGUCCCCGGCGGCGUCGGGGCUGGGGGGCUGCUGGUGCCCGCAGGAGGUGGCUUGGAGGAGGACAGCGUUCAGCUGGAGAGCAGGAGCCAUUACACACGCUUGUGCUCUCCUUUGAGAGAAAAGAGAGCGAGAAGGGAAGAAAGGAAGGGGAAGGAGCCCACUUCUACUUGCUCAGUUCCCCGAUGUCCCUACCUUUAAACCAGGCAAGGGAAGAAGGCGCUUUCUCCCCUGCCCCUUUCUCAACCCACCCGGAGCAGGUCUCUCCCUAUCUCUCCCCCUCUUUCCCUUUCUUUAUCUCCCUGUCCUCCAUUUGCAAGCUGUCUGCUUUGGUUCCAGUCCAGGCUCCACAACACAAAGCUUCUCCUCGCUCUCGCACACAUGCACACACACAGUCCACAGGCUCUUUAUGUCUUCUGGAGUAACCUUCUCCUUCCCCCCCCGUGCCCCCCGGCUCCUCUCAGCAUUGUGGUUUCUAUUCUCCACACAGAGAGAUCCUCCUGGAGCUUCAUGUAGUUGUGAUCUGAUAGGAUUCCUCCCCCCCUUCCCUUCACCUCCCUCUUUCUGGGGGAGAAAGGGGGAAAAGUUUCAUUUGUUUUUCUGGUGUUUGGAAGGGGAAAGACCUCCAAGUUUUGAGUGCUUUCUGCUCCUGCUUUUGUGUGUGCGUCUGUGGGGGUCUGUUUGUCUCAUGAAGCUGCUUGCAUGUCUAAGAGGAAGUGACUAGUUUGGCAGAGAGCUGUGAUCUGAGUCAGAUUUUUCUAAUGUAAAAGAUCAUCCUGAACCAUGGAGGUCCUGCAGUGUGAUGGCUGCGAUUUUCGAGCUCCAUCUUACGAAGACCUAAAAGCUCACAUUCAGGAUGUUCACACUGCUUUUCUGCAGCCAACUGAUGUGUCUGAGGAGAGUCCUAACCAGCCACGGUCUGGUUCCAUCAAUGCUAGCAACCAGACUGAAGUUGAAUUUUCUUCUGUAAAGGAUGAAUUCGCAAUUGCAGAUGACAUAGCAGGGCAAAAUGCAACAAGUCAGAUGGGGACUGGAAGUUACUAUAGCCAGAGCCAGACUUUCUAUGGCCAACAUAUGGCUCCAAAUCCUAAACCAACCAGCAAGUUUUUCCAGUGCAAGUUCUGUGUGCGUUACUUCCGUUCCAAAAACCUCCUCAUAGAGCACACACGGAAGGUUCAUGGAGCACAGGCUGGGGGGAGCUCAGUGGGGCCACCAGCUUCUAGUUCCCUAAAUUACAACAUCAUGAUGCAUGAAGGGUUUGGUAAAGUUUUCAGUUGCCAGUUCUGCACCUACAAGUCACCCAGGCGUGCAAGGAUUAUUAAGCACCAGAAAAUGUAUCACAAAAACAACCUGAAAGAGAGUUCAGCUCCUUCUGCUGCUGCUGCUGCUGCUGCUGCUGUGUCUGAAUCAACGUCUGCUUCUGUGCCAGUGCAGGAACCCUGCAAGGAGCUGCCGGCAGAGGUGGUGGAGCGGAGCAUUUUGGAGUCGAUGGUCAAGCCCCUGACCAAGUCUAGGGGAAACUUUUGCUGUGAAUGGUGCAGCUACCAGACACCUCGGAGGGAGCGCUGGUGUGACCACAUGAUGAAGAAGCACCGCAGCAUGGUGAAAAUCCUGUCGAGCCUGAGGCAGCAGCAGGACGGAACCAGCGCACCCGAGGUGCAGAGUAAGAGUGCUCAGAGUGCCUCUCCAAACUCGAAUUACAUGUCCAUGAACACAACAGGACGUGAGAUGUCGAGUGCUAAUGUCUCAAACUUCAGGGGAUCUAUGGGCAAUUCACUUAUCAGGCCCAACUCUUCUACAUCUUCAAAGUUUUCUUCUGUGUCUUACCCUCAAAUGAAGCCUAAGUCACCUCACAACUCGGGCAUGGUUAAUUUGUCUGACAGAUCCCGCUAUGGAAUUGCUGAUAUGACGAAUUCUUCUGCUGACCUGGAAACAAGCAGUAUGCUAAAUGACUCCAGCUCAGAUGAAGAGCUAAAUGAAAUGGACAGCGAGAAUGGCUUAAACUCCAUGGAUCACCAGACCUCAGGAAUGUCUGCAGAGCAGCUGAUGGGAUCUGAUGGCAACAAACUAUUGGAAACAAAGGGAAUUCCCUUCAGAAGAUACAUGAACAGGUUCCAGUGUCCUUUCUGCCCUUUCCUGACGAUGCACCGCCGAAGUAUUUCCCGUCACAUCGAGAACAUCCACCUGUCUGGGAAGACAGCUGUGUACAAGUGUGACGAGUGCCCCUUCACCUGCAAGAGUUCUCUGAAGCUCGGUGCCCACAAGCAGUGUCACACAGGAACAACAUCCGACUGGGACACCAUGAACUCCCAGGCUGAGAGCAUUGCCUCGUCCCUGAACGACAGCACGGUGUCUUACGAGAGUGGGAAUAUCAAUGGCAGGAAGUCAGCUGGGAUGAUGGAACCUGUGCAGCCGCAGCCGCAGCAGCAGCAACCGCAACAGCAGCAGCAACAGCAGCAGCAGCAGCAGCAGCAGCAGCAGCAAUCACCCCAGCCCCAUUCACAGCAUCCUUACAAGUGCACGUUGUGCAACUAUUCCACCACCACUUUGAAAGGCCUCAGAGUUCAUCAGCAGCACAAGCAUUCAUUCUGUGACAACUUGCCAAAAUACGAUGGGCCGCCAUCAAACACACCGCAGGAGAGCGAGGCAGAUGCUCACCCCUCUGCCAGCACCGUGAAGAAGAGCCAGACCUCCAUCCUUGGGCUCUCAUCUAAAAAUAACUUCGUUGCAAAAGCCCCUAGGAAGGUCUCAAAUGACUUCCCUUUAGAUCUCUCUCCCGUGAAAAAGAGAACUAGAAUUGAUGAAAUAGCGAGCAACCUGCAGAGCAAGAUCAGCCAAAACAAACAGCAGGAGGAUGCUGUGAUUAAUGUAGAGGAUGAUGAGGAAGAGGAAGAGGACAAUGAGGUGGAGAUAGAGGUGGAGUUAGACAGAGAAGAAGAGCAAACAGAACCAAUGAUAGAGGUUUCCAGUUCUUACGCACCCCAGCAAAUGUGGGGCAGAGAGGCUAAUGAUUCCCAGAAGGAGGCGAGCUUCAGGAGCAUGCAGCACGACUACAAUUCCACCAACGGGGCGGAGAUUGAGCUCACUUUGUCUGAGGAUGAGGAGGACUACUACUCCGCUGUCAGCAUGAAGGACCAUCAGAGCCCUAAUGCCUCUGUUCUGGGCAGCCAGUCCAACAUGUACGGUACCGACCAGAACAACGAGAAUUCGGAGUUCAGUGACUCUGGCAGGCUUUAUUAUUGUAAACACUGUGAUUUCAGCAACAAAUCUGCCAGAAGUGUUAGCACCCACUACCAGCGAAUGCAUCCCUACAUUAAAUUCAGCUUUAGGUACAUCCUGGAUCCCAAUGAUCACAGUGCAGUGUAUCGGUGUCUGGAGUGCUACAUUGACUACACGAAUUUUGAAGACCUGCAGCAGCAUUAUGGAGAGCAUCAUCCCGAAGCUAUGAAUGUACUGAACUUUGAUCAUUCCGAUCUGAUCUACCGCUGCCGCUUCUGCUCUUACACAAGCCCAAAUGUUAGAAGCCUGAUGCCACAUUACCAAAGAAUGCAUCCCACAGUGAAAAUUAACAAUGCAAUGAUAUUUUCAAGCUAUGUCGUUGAGCAGCAAGAAGGGCUGAACACAGAGUCUCAGACGCUGAGAGAGAUCUUGAAUUCUGCUCCAAAAACUAUGGCAACCUCCACCCCUGUGGCUCGCGGGACCGGUGUGCCAGCUGGUUUUAACAAAAGUGCCACCAAGAGUUUCAGUCCUGAAUGUGAAAAUCAGAAGGAACCUUCAGUCAACACUGUGGUUGUUUAUGACUGUGAUGUGUGUUCAUUUGCAAGCCCUAACAUGCAUUCAGUUUUGGUGCACUACCAGAAAAAGCACCCCGAAGAAAAGGCCUCGUAUUUCAGAAUCCAGAAGACCAUGCGUGUAGUCUCUGUUGACAGGGGCUCUGCCCUCGCUCAAAUGUCGUUUGAGCUGGGGGCUCCCAUCUCCCCAAAACUCUCCGGCUUGGCUUCCCAGCCACCUCCUCCCCCACCACCACCCCCAGAGCUCUCCACUGAGCUCUACUACUGCAAGCACUGUUCCUACAGCAACCGCUCCGUCGUGGGGGUGCUCGUCCACUACCAAAAGAGGCACCCAGAGAUCAAGGUCACAGCCAAGUACAUCAGGCAGGCCCCGCCGACCGCGGCCAUGAUGCGGGCAGGGGAGCUGCCACCUGGCAUCCAGAGGCCACCAGUGUCCAUGCAGCAGCUGGGCCGUGGCGGGUCCGAGACCUCCGUGAACCCUCCCGAGAACGAAAUGUUCUUCUGCCAGCACUGUGAUUACGGGAACCGGACCGUCAAGGGCGUGCUGAUCCACUAUCAGAAGAAGCAUCGCGACUUCAAAGCCAACGCGGAUGUGAUCCGGCAGCACACGGCCACCAUCAGGAGCCUUUGUGACCGUGGCCAGAAGAAAUCAGCUGGCAGCCUGCCCGCCCACACCUCCGGCACCGAGCGGGACAAGUCCAAGCUGAGAGCCCUCAAGUGCAGGCAAUGCAGCUACACAUCCCCUUACUUCUAUGCAUUGAGGAAGCAUAUUAAGAAAGACCACCCGAAUCUGAAGGCCACGGUGACAUCCAUUCUGAGGUGGGCGUUUCUGGAUGGCUUGAUAGAAGCUGGUUAUCACUGUGAAUGGUGCAUUUAUUCACACACAGAGCCGAGUGGCUUGCUUGUGCAUUACCAAAGGAGACAUCCUGAGCAUUAUGUUGAUUAUACCUACAUGGCAACCAAACUCUGGGCAGGUCCCGAUCCUUCCCCUCCUGCCCUGGUGAUGCCAACGGAGAUGAAGACCUAUAAGUGCAGAGACUGCAUUUUUGAAGCAUCUUCUAUUUGGGAUAUUACUAAUCACUACCAAGCAUUUCACCCCUGGGCCAUGAAUGGAGAUGAAUCUGUGUUGUUAGAUAUCAUUAAGGAGAAGGAUACUGCUGAGAAAACCAUGCCACAGCCUGAUGAAGGUGGGGUCAGGAUGGAUUCCGAAGACCAGAUAGCAGCACCACAGAUGGAUCAGGAUGCAGAGUGUGCAGAGGAUCCCAGCCUUUCCCAUGAAAAAACUGUCCAGCUGGCUUCCGCAAAUCCCGCCAUCUCCUCCACUCCAUACCAGUGUACAGUGUGCCAGUCUGAGUACAACAACCUACAUGGCCUCCUGACGCAUUAUGGCAAAAAGCAUCCUGGCAUGAAAGUGAAGGCAGCAGACUUUGCUCAGGACAUAGACAUUAACCCAGGGGCCGUGUAUAAGUGCAGACACUGCCCAUACAUUAACACACGCAUUCACGGCGUCCUCACGCACUACCAGAAGCGGCACCCGUCAGUCAAAGUCACCGCUGAGGACUUUGUGCAUGACGUGGAGCAGUCGACUGACAUUGCUCAGAACGACGUGGAAGAGACUAGCAGGAUUUUCAAGCAGGGCUAUGGUGCUUACCGGUGCAAACUCUGCCCCUACACCCACGGAACCCUUGAGAAGCUGAAAAUCCACUAUGAGAAGUACCACAAUCAACCCGAGUUUGAUGUUUUUGCCCAGUCACCACCAAAGGUGUCUGCCUCAGUGGAGCCAGACAUGGUGACUGAAAUCAAGGCCUCCCCAGAAAUUGCUGCUGAGGAUGUUGGAGAGGUCUCCAUGCCAGCGCCUCAUUUCUCCAGUUCUCACUUAGUGUCUCACACAGUUUUCCGGUGUCAGCUCUGUAAAUAUUUCUGCUCCACUCGGAAGGGGAUAGCAAGACACUACCGCAUCAAGCAUAACAACGUUCGGGCGCAGCCAGAGGGCAAGAACAACCUCUUCAAGUGUGCUCUGUGCUCCUACACCAACCCCAUCCGCAAAGGGCUUGCAGCACACUACCAGAAAAGACACGACAUCGAUGCCUACUACACUCACUGCCUGGCAGCCUCCAGGACAGUAAGCGACAAACCCAAUAAAGUGAUCAUUCCAUCUCCUCCCAAGGAUGACACUCCUCAGCUCAGCGAGGAGCUCAGGAGGGCUGUAGAGAAGAAGAAGUGCUCGCUCUGUUCCUUCCAGUCCUUCAGCAAGAAGGGCAUCGUGUCCCACUACAUGAAGCGUCACCCUGGUGUUUUCCCUAAGAAGCAGCAUGCCAGCAAGCUGGGGGGAUAUUUCACUGCUGUGUAUGCUGAUGAGCACGAAAAACCAGCUCCAGCCGAGGAGAGGAACGACUUUGAGAAGCCCGAGGUGGAGGCUGAGGCUCAGGAAAUUGAGUGGCUUCCCUUCAGGUGCAUUAAAUGUUUCAAGCUGUCCUUCAGCACAGCAGAGCUGCUGUGCAUGCAUUACACCGACCACCACAGCAAGGAUUUGAAGAGGGACUUUUCCAUACUUGGAAGUGGCACCCGCUCUCAGAGCCCUGUCUACCAGUGCAAACACUGUGAUACAAAAUUGCAUAGCACGGCAGAGCUGACUGCACACUUGAAUGGUCACAAUGAGGAAUUCCAGAAGCGUGCCAAACGUCAGGAGAGAAGGAAGCAGCUUUUGAGCAAGCAGAAAUAUGCAGAUGGUGCUUUUGCAGAUUUCAAACAAGAGAGGGCCUUUGGACACUUGGAAGAUGUUUCGAAACUGAAGGAGAGGAAGGUGGUUGGCUACAAAUGCAAAUUUUGUGUGGAAGUCCAUCCAACACUUCGAGCCAUCUGUAAUCACCUCCGCAAGCAUGUCCAGUAUGGGAAUGUCUCUUCUGUGUCAGCCACUGUAAAGCAGGAAGCUGAAGAUCCUUCAAACACAACUUUGAUGGAGGGUUUUGAGGGAGCCAAAGACCCUGGCAUGGUGGAAUUUGCAGAAGCUGAAUAUGGAGCAUCCCUGGAAGAUGAAGCCAGGCCUGGGGGCUACCACUGCAGCCAGUGUGACCGGGUUUUGAUGUCUAUGCAGGGUCUGCGAUCCCACGAGAGGAGUCACUUGGCUCUGGCCAUGUUUGCCCGGGAAGACAAGUACAGCUGCCAGUAUUGCUCCUUUGUCUCUGCUUUCAGGCACAACCUGGACCGCCACAUGCAGACCCACCACGGACACCACAAGCCGUUCCGCUGCAAGCUCUGCCCCUUCAAGUCCUCCUACAACAGCCGCCUGAAAACCCAUAUCCUCAAGGCUCACGCUGGUGAACAUGCCUACAAAUGUUCCUCCUGCUCAUUUUCCACCAUGACAAUCAGCCAGCUGAAAGAGCACUCCUUGAAAGUGCAUGGGAAAGCACUGACACUACCAAGACCCCGCAUUGUCAACCUUGCAGCCUCACACGCCCACCACACCUCCAAGAACCACACUCCUGCUGAAGAAGUGGAGGACUCUAAUGACUCUUCAUACUCGGAGCCUCCUGAUGUUCAGCAGCAGUUGAACCACUACCAGUCUGCAGCUUUGGCCAGGAACAACAACAACAUCAGCCCAAUCCCACUUUCUGGGAGUGCUGCAGGAGUGGAAAAAGCGGAAGCCAUCCUUAACUGUGAAUUUUGCGAGUUCUCUUCGGGUUACAUACAGAGCAUCCGGCGCCACUACCGCGACAAGCACGGAGGGAAAAAGCUCUUCAAGUGCAAAGAUUGUUCCUUUUAUACAGGCUUUAAAUCUGCUUUUACUAUGCACGUGGAGGCCGGGCAUUCGGCAGUCCCCGAGGAAGGACCCAAAGACCUUCGCUGCCCUCUUUGUCUCUACCACACCAAAUACAAACGCAACAUGAUUGACCACAUAGUUCUGCACAGAGAGGAGAGGGUCGUUCCCAUUGAAGUCUGCCGUUCCAAGCUGUCCAAGUACCUGCAGGGAGUCGUGUUCCGCUGUGACAAGUGUACCUUUACCUGCUCCAGUGACGAGAGCUUGCAGCAGCACAUAGAGAAGCACAAUGAACUGAAACCUUACAAAUGCCAACUCUGCUACUAUGAGACCAAACACACAGAGGAGCUGGAUGCUCACCUUCGAGAUGAGCACAAGGUGAGUCGUAAUUUUGAGCUGGUUGGACGGGUUAACUUGGACCAGUUGGAACAAAUGAAAGGGAAAACAGAGAGCUCUAGCAGUGAUGAAGAAGAAAAAGAAGAAGAGCUAAGCCCCAAAGCUCAAGAGAGAGAUCCCAUGAUGUUUCCUGACAGCAGUGCUCCAGAGAAACGCUUCCCGUGCGAGUUCUGCGGCCGAUCCUUUACCGAGGGCUCCGAGUGGGAGCGGCAUGUGCUGAGGCAUGGCAUGGCGCUGAACGAGAGCAAGCACAGGAGCGGCGAGGACAGCCAGCCCAAGGAGGACGUGGAGGAGAUGGCCAGCACGCUGCCCGAGGAGAAGGAAGGCAUCGAGACCAUGGUGGUGGACUACUCCCACGGCGGGGAACCGGCGGACAGCAUGGUGGCUGCUGACCAACCUCUCCUGGACACGGCGGAGGCCAAAAGCGAAUGAAGCGUUUGGUGUGGUUCUAAUCGACAGUACUUGAACAGUGAUGAGCGGGGCAGGGCGGGCGGGGAGGGCUGAAGGAAGAAAUAAAGCUGCUUUUAGGACUGAAUGAUCUAUUUUCAAAGCACUGGUACCUGUGUGAGUGUGUGUAUAUUAAAGUUAUUUAAGUGAUGGAAUAAGUGGCUCCAUUACAUCACUGCAUCUUUUUUUUUUGCCCCCUCCUGGAUCUGACGAUGGGAAGUUAUGUUCAUCUUGGACUAAUGAAGCAACUCCCCGUGUUUUUCCUACAUUACACAUCGUGCUUUGCAGUGGAGACUUCGAUUGUUUUAUGAGUGGAAGCGUCGUGAGCGUGGAAGAAGUGGUGGGGGGACAACUUUUUGGACGCACAAGUUUGUGUGCGUUUUUCUAGUUUUAAUACGUAACGCUUUUCCAGACUGAACGCAACUGCUUUAGAAAAGAGAGAGAAAAAAAAAAAAUCAAAAAAAAAAAAAAAAUAAAAAGUGGAAAAAAAAAAAACCACCACAGGGGAGAAAAAAAAAAAAAAAGAAAACAAACGAAAAAAAAUAAAAGAAAACAAAACAGAAACUGCUUUGCUUAAAACAGUCACCUGUUUCCUAGUACCUCAGAAUUAACCAAGGGAGAUCUCUGCAUUUGUCAGUACUACCUGUUGUUGUUGUGGUUAAAUGUAGAGAGACUGCUGGGCAAGGUGGUGAAUGGAGGAAGAAUUAAAAAAGUUUUAAAGAAAGGAAAAACAAAUUGUGCUUAAAAUCCCAGUGUGGGUUUUAUUUCUUAAAAUACUGUGAUUUUUUUAAUUAUUUUAGUAAAAAAAAAAAACAAAAAAAAGAGAGAGAUACUUUAAUUCCUAGAUAACUGUUUGUGAAUUGUCAUCCUUUAUUCCAGGUAAGCUGUUUGUUAGUAUUCAGUUAUAAUUUUAGUAUUUGGUAGAUUUCAUGUGACUGAUUGUGCGGUUUUGUUUGCCACACGUUUUAUUUUCUAUCCGCCUGAGGUGUUACAAAUACAGCACAAUUAAGUUUCUCAUGUAAAAAUGAGUAUUUCUUUUUGAGUGGGGGUCAGGGAAAGGAGACUAGAUCUUGUGAAUAGAACCUUUUUUUUUUUUGUUGUUGUUGCUGUCGUCGUCGUUGUCCUCGUUAAUUUUAAACAUAUGGAGAUAACAAAGACGUUUUAACUUUAAAAAAAAAAAAAAACAAAAAAAAAA